Seminavis robusta is the source of this 405-nucleotide messenger RNA. The record is from the annotation of a GenBank genome assembly. Lineage: Eukaryota; Bacillariophyta; Bacillariophyceae; Naviculales; Naviculaceae.
AUGUGGCCCUUGGAGAGCCAGAGCAGAAUCACAUGGCAAUUUAUGUCCGGUCCAACGAAGAUCAAGCUCUGCAAAAAUGCAGUAGCAGUGGUGGCUGAAGACAUCCCAAGAAACAGCAAUCACGAAUCGAAUGACAGCACUCGUACUACUCCAGCGUCAAGCUCCAAGUCUGACGGUGAUGGUGGUGAUGAGAGCACACCGGCUCAGAUUGGACGCCGAAGAAUUGUCAGGGCCAAACGUCCUGUGCUUGAUGAUGCAGCGGCUGGUGAAGAUGGCUCUGAUGCUGCGAUACAUGAGGAUUCCAAUGGGUUGGAGACUCGGGAAGAUGGUGUGGUUUCUGACAAGUCCAAACUUUUUGCUGCCACGCAGAAACAAAAGGAUUCUUUGGAUGCUGAUGCUUCUUGA